Entrophospora sp. SA101 is the source of this 1095-nucleotide messenger RNA. The record is from the annotation of a GenBank genome assembly. Lineage: Eukaryota; Fungi; Glomeromycota; Glomeromycetes; Entrophosporales; Entrophosporaceae.
AUGAGUCCUAAUCCAUCCACCAACUCUUCUGCUAAUGCAAGUUUAUCCUCUAACUUUUCUAACAACAACUCAACCAAGUUAAAGUCUUUUAAUGAUUUAAGUUCAACAUCACAGAAAAAUGAAAGGCUAAAGGAAAUAUAUUAUAAUGCAAAAGAAGUAUUACAAAAUUCUAAAAUGACUUCUUUUAAUCUGAAAAAAAUUACUUUAGAAAUUGAUAAUAUAGAUUAUGAGAUAGAUUUUAUGAAUUCCAACAUUACUGAUGGUAACUUAAUAUUAAGGCAAGAUGCUGUUGUGCGUUCAUGUGAUGAAGCAAUGAUUUCUAGGGAUGCAUAUAGAUCACUUUCAAAAAAUUACCCAGAGUUAGAAAGGUAUUAUAAAAUAGAAUAUAGGCGUCAAGUAAUCCAAAACAUCAUCAAUAACUUAGUUCCAAUUAAUAUAUUUAAUAUCAAUGAUAAUGAUGAAAAUGUUGAAUCAAGUGAUGGAGCCUAUUGUUCAAUUAUACACAUAUUAAAUAUUAUAAUUCCUUUAUUAAAAUCUUCAAAAACAUUUAAUUUAUUUAAUUAUACAUUAAAAAUCAAAUUAAGUGGUGAUGAAUAUUGCUGGUCAUUAUUUAAUGAAGAACUUUCUAAUUUGAAAACAAAUGGAUAUAUUGAUCCAGAAAAUACCUAUUGGAACGUUGAAUUUUUUAUGUCUGCAGAUUGGAAAUUCAUGCAAUUGGUUCGUGGUAUUAAGGCUCCUACAGCUGAGUAUUUUUGUCUUUAUUGCAAUUGUUCUAAAUCACAAAGAGCAAAUAUGGAGCUCCAGUGGAGUAAUGAUUAUAACUCAAAAACUAAAAAAUUAGAUUUAUCAGAGGAAUAUCUUAAAAUGAUGGAUAAAAACAUGUCAAGUCCUUCCAAGUGGGCAAAUGAAUGGACUAAAGAUAGUAAGCAGAAGGAUGGACUUCGAUUCCGUAAUCAUCGACCAGCAAAUGCAUCAGAUAUUCCGGUUCAAUUUUACCAUCAGAUAUUUGAAGAAUUUAUCAAACUUAGAAAGGAUUGUCAAGUAUCAAAGAGGGAACAUGAACUUGUACUUGAACUGGCAUCUGUGAUGUCCUGA